Haliotis rubra (blacklip abalone) is the source of this 856-nucleotide messenger RNA. Its product is annotated as protein spire homolog 2-like. Gene Ontology annotation, biological process: establishment of meiotic spindle localization; cleavage furrow formation; polar body extrusion after meiotic divisions. Gene Ontology annotation, molecular function: actin binding. NCBI's taxonomy places the organism in Eukaryota, Metazoa, Mollusca, Gastropoda, Lepetellida, Haliotidae. Bases 74 to 529 code for a protein of 151 amino acids. The transcript has 5 exons. Gene Ontology annotation, cellular component: cell cortex; cytoplasmic vesicle membrane. The record is from RefSeq and is a predicted model, not a curated record.
CCUUGUACUGUCUGGCAACCGGCAGAGAGCACGCGUAAGUUCGCUCGCUGGAUGGUGUCGAUAUGAUAGAGUCAUGGCGCUCUACGGCAAAUCCACAAUGGAUAAACUCAUAGGAAGCGAUCAUUUCUCAUUAUCGGAUCUUGUGAAAAGUUUUAACAAUGCCAUAAAUGAAGAACAGGCAUGGGCAGUGUGUUUCCAGUGUGCCCAAUUCUUUCUCAGGGGGCAACCCCAAGAAACGUACCAGGAUUUGUACAUGUUUGGGAGCCAAGCAUUGCGACUUUCAAAAGAUGGUGAAGUUUUCAUUGAUUGUCAGUCAUUAACAAGCAAAGGAUCGGGUAAAGGCCCACCUGACAAUCGGAAUUCAUUAUUCAACAAGGGCAGUCGAAUAGCAAAGGAAAAAGAUGCUGUCCAGGCUCUUGGGCUUGCCAUUUACCAUGCAAUGGAUUAUGGGAUGGGAGAGACGGAAGAGAGACAACUUUCGCCCGAUCUGGAAGACCUCAUCGGUCACAUGAAUCGAGGAAGAUGCUGAAGACGAUGACUCCAUCGUGUGCUGAUGAUGAUAGCACAGGUAGAAUCGAACAGUAAAGAUGCUGAGGACGAAGAAGACAGACAUCGGUGCUAGGGAAAGCAUGGCUACUGCUUCUUUGAUAUUGCACAGUGUUGCAUUCGUCACUUAUCUUCCUGGCAAGACCCACACCAUCAUUACAAGGCUGUCUGUCGUGCAGUGGUGACAGAGGCCCAAGAGCUCAUCACAUUCCUAGAUAAAAUAUCAUCAGAUCAGAAGAACCUUGCGAAGAAGAAGGGGGCCCCUGAUGUUGACACUGUUGACGAACUGCAGAGAUCUGAUUGGGUGAGU